Messenger RNA from Strongyloides ratti, 2415 nucleotides. RefSeq names its product Diacylglycerol kinase gamma. The record is from RefSeq and is a predicted model, not a curated record. Gene Ontology annotation, biological process: lipid phosphorylation; diacylglycerol metabolic process; intracellular signal transduction. Gene Ontology annotation, molecular function: ATP-dependent diacylglycerol kinase activity; calcium ion binding. The transcript is spliced from 3 exons. The coding region runs from base 1 to 2415 and encodes 804 amino acids. NCBI's taxonomy places the organism in Eukaryota, Metazoa, Nematoda, Chromadorea, Rhabditida, Strongyloididae. Gene Ontology annotation, cellular component: plasma membrane.
AUGUUACUAUCACCUGAACAAUUUGCUAGAUUAACUGAAUAUGCAUCAUAUUCAAGUCAUAAGUUACCAGAUAUGCUUCAAUGGUUUACACCAAAUGGUAUGCUUCAUAAAUAUUUAUAUGAUGAUGGUCAGACAUUAGAUUUUGAUGGAUUUACACAUUUUCUUAAUGUAUAUUUUGGAGCAGAUUUACCAUCAGACUUGACACAACAACUUUUUCUUUCAUUUGCCUAUCCACCAGGUGUUCAACAAAAUAGAACAUCAUUUUUAUCUGUUGUACAGAAUGUCUUUCAUGUUGAAGAGGGAAAAGUAAAUGUUGAAAAACAAAAUGAUUCUGAUAAUGAUAAUAAAUUACAUAAAAUGAAAGAAGAAAGAAGACCAUCUUUACUUGAAAAAACAAUUCAUAAUGUUAAAAAUGUAUUAACAACUUCUUCCGCUACACAAUAUUUAUCUGAUAAUAGAUAUAAGGAUAAUAAUAAUAUCAAUAUAGAUAAUGCUUUAUCUAGACGUAUACCAUUGAAACCUUUAGUUUGUUAUCUUGCUUUACUAGAAGCUGCUCCACCAGAAGAAAAACUUCAAUUUGUUUUUCAUGUAUAUGAUUCUGAUGAUAAUGGAUACCUUGACAAUACUGAAAUUGAAUGUAUCAUUGAACAAAUGAUGAAUGUUGCUAGGUAUCAACAAUGGGAUACAAUUGAAUUAGAACCAAUUUUAAGAAAAAUGAUGCAAGAUAUUGACUAUGAUAAAAAUGGUAUUGUUUCAUUAGAAGAAUGGAUAAGAGGUGGCCUAACAACAAUACCAUUAUUAGUUUUAUUAGGAAUUGAUUUAGAAAUGAAAGAAGAUGGAAGUCAUAUUUGGAAAUUACGACAUUUUUCUAAACCAUCAUAUUGUCAUGUUUGUUGUAGUUUAUUAGUUGGAUGGGGUGGAAAACAAGGAUUAGCUUGUGCAUUAUGUAAAUAUACAGUACAUGAAAGAUGUGUUUUACAGGCAAAGAAUAAUUGUAUUCAUACAUAUACAGCAUACCCUAAACAAGAUAUGAAAAUGUCACAUCAUUGGAGUGAUUCUAAUAAUACUGGUAAAUGUAAUAAAUGUAAAUUAACAGUAGGAAUAUUUCAAGGAAAAAAAUGUAGAUGGUGUAAUGUUUUACUUCAUCAUAAUUGUAUUAAUGAAUGGAUAAAUGAAUGUGAUUUAGGACCACUUUCAUAUCAUGUAUUACCUCCUAUUAAUAUAAUACCAUCAUUUUUAGAUACAAAUAAAACAGAAUCAACACCAGGUGCAUUAUUACAAACAACAACACCUUCUGGUAAUAAACGACCAUUAUUAGUUCUUAUAAAUCCAAAAAGUGGUGGAAGACAAGGUGAAAGAAUUUUUAGAAAAUUUCAAUAUCUUUUAAAUCCAAGACAAGUAUAUAAUUUAGCAAAACAUUCACCUGAUGUUGGUCUUAAAUUAUUUAAAGGUAUAAAAAAUUGUAAUGUUUUAGUUGCUGGAGGUGAUGGAACUGUUGGAUGGGUACUUGAAGCAAUGGAUAAAAUGAAUUAUACAAAUGAAAAUAGACCACCAGUUGCUGUAUUACCACUUGGUACAGGUAAUGAUUUAGCUAGAUGUUUAAAAUGGGGUGGUGGUUAUGAAAAUGAAUCAUUAACAGAUAUAUUAUUUAAUAUUGAAAAAGCAUCACAUAUAUAUAUGGAUCGUUGGCAAAUAACAAUUGAACCAACAAAAAAAGGUGAAAAACAUGAUCCACAACCAUAUAAUAUAAUAAAUAAUUAUUUUUCAAUUGGUGUUGAUGCUAGUAUAGCACAUAGAUUUCAUAUGAUGCGAGAAAAAUAUCCAGAAAAAUUUAAUAGUAGAAUGAGAAAUAAAUUAUGGUAUUUUGAAUUAGGUACCACAGAAACAUUACAAAAUACAUAUAAAAAUUUAAAUGAACAAAUUGAUAUAUUAUGUGAUGGUGAUACAAUUGAUAUUGGUGAAGGUCCAAAUUUAGAAGGUCUUGCACUCCUUAAUAUUCCUUCUAUUUAUGGUGGAUCAAAUAUGUGGGGAACUGCUAAAAAAAAACUUUCACUCUGGAAAAAUACAUCACUUUUUUCACCAAUAAAUGGAAGUUCUAGUAAUCUUCAUAGUAAAGUUCAGGACAUUGGUGAUAAAUUAAUAGAAGUCGUAGGACUUGAAAGUAUUAUGCAAAUAAGUCAAAUUAAAGCAGGAGUUAAAACAGCAAGAAGGCUAGCUCAGUGUGGAACUGUUGUCAUACAAACUCAUAAAUCAUUUCCAAUGCAAAUUGAUGGAGAACCAUGGUUGCAAAAAGCUUGUAUUUUACAAAUUACACAUAAAAAUCAAGUACCAAUGCUUGUAGGAAAAUGUGGUAAAAAACACUUCAAUUUUAAACUAUUUCGAAGAAAAAGUGUUGACUCUAAUUGUUCUCAUUAA